AUGGCAGAGUCUUCUCAACCCCUCCGGAUCGGUUUCGUGCCGGAGCACUUUUCCACGCCGCUCUACUUUGCCCAGAAGCACUUCGGUCUUACAGCUACAUUGAUUCCGUUCCCCUCCGGAACGGGCCAUAUGAUUACAGCUAUCCGGUCCGGCGAAAUCGAUGUCGGUAUUGGCUUGACGGAAGCUUGGGUUGCGGGUCUUGGCAAGGAAGAUACGCCUGGUGAUGGCGGCUAUCGCAUCGUCGGGACUUAUGUUGAAACCCCUCUCUGCUGGGCUAUUUCGACUGGCGCCAAACGGCCUGAGAUCACUUCCGUGGCCUCAUUGAAGGGGUCUAAGAUUGGUAUCUCACGCAUCGGUUCCGGUAGCCAAGUAAUGGGCUAUGUACUAGCCGACCAGCAGGGCUGGUUGACGCCUGGUGCAUCGCCGUACUCAGACUUCGUAGUGCUGCAGAAUUUCGCGAAUCUCCGGAACGCGGUUAACGACGGCACAGCCGACUUCUUCAUGUGGGAGCACUUCACGUCGAAGCGGUACUACGAUAGCGGAGAGAUCCGGCGUGUUGGUGAGAUCUACACGCCUUGGAGCAGCUGGAAGAUUGUGGCGUCGACGGCGCUGCUGCCGGAGAAAAACCCGGAUAAGCGACUCCUAGAUCUGUUUAAGAAACUAGAUGAGGGCAUCAACUAUUUCUCUUCACAUCAUGACGAGGCAGUCAAGUAUAUCAGUACCGAGCUUGAUUAUUCAGAGGCGGAUGCGAGGGAGUGGUUGCGCACAGUACAGUUUGCCAUCAAGACAGAAGGUGUGGACUUGAAGGUUAUCCAGAGCUGCGUUAAUAUCUUGCGCAAAGCAGGGGUUUUGGCCGAGGGUAAAGGUUUACAGCCAGAGAGCAUGCUGGCUAAUGGAUUAGAUCUAAUAUUCUCCAAAACCUGCGUUACAAUUAAACAGAGAGCGUCUAAAAUGUCAUCCACCAUCCACGCCCGCUGGCUGCGACAAGCCCGCUUCCUCUCCACCCACUCCCGACCUUCAAACCCUCCCACACCAAUACGCACCCUGCGCAUCCGAACCACACCUCACCCACGAAGCAGACGCUUCCAAUCCACCAAACCAUCUCCCGAUCCCAACCCAACAUCCGAGUCCCAAGCCCGACAAACCCGACGCUUCGACGCCAUCCUCGCACGCACAAGCCGCUGGCUCCCCAAGCGUCUUCGGCCAUACCUUGAAAAACUGCGCUCGGCGCCGUUCUCGCAUAUAGCCGCGUUCCUCGUACUACACGAGAUAACAGCCGCGAUCCCAUUGCUCGGACUCGCAUACGGCUUCCACCGCGCAGACUGGGUGCCGACGGCAUGGUGCUAG
This is a messenger RNA of Daldinia childiae, 1347 nucleotides long. Its product is annotated as putative periplasmic binding ii protein. The coding region runs from base 1 to 1347 and encodes 448 amino acids. NCBI's taxonomy places the organism in Eukaryota, Fungi, Ascomycota, Sordariomycetes, Xylariales, Hypoxylaceae. The record is from RefSeq and is a predicted model, not a curated record. The transcript is spliced from 3 exons.